Messenger RNA from Habropoda laboriosa, 1487 nucleotides. It is a transcript of the gene mRpS5, whose product is annotated as 28S ribosomal protein S5, mitochondrial. Gene Ontology annotation, molecular function: RNA binding; structural constituent of ribosome. The record is from RefSeq and is a predicted model, not a curated record. The coding region runs from base 162 to 1487 and encodes 441 amino acids. Gene Ontology annotation, cellular component: ribosome. Gene Ontology annotation, biological process: translation. The transcript has 6 exons. Lineage: Eukaryota; Metazoa; Arthropoda; Insecta; Hymenoptera; Apidae.
UACCUUGUCUGUAAUUCAACACUGCGUACAGCAAUUUUGACUGAUCGAAUUUAAAAAAACAUCGUUCCAGCGAGAUUAAGCGACAUCCAUUGAGUGUUCUUUCAACGAUCGUAGACCUCUCGCAAAGAGGUUUAUGUGAUAAGUAGUUCCAUCACAUUACAAUGGCAUAUAGGAUAUUUCGUACAUGUAAAGCAAUUACAAAUUGCACAAUAAGUACCAGCAUCAAAAACAAUGCUAUUCCUGUUGAUUUAUUAGUACCACAAACUUUACAAAUACAGAAUGCAAGGAAUACCAACUUUUUUAUGAGAAGAUCCGCUGCCCAAUUGUGGAAAGCUGUCACUAGCGUCAGUAAUGCUGGUAAAAGGAGAGGAAGAGGAAAGAAUUUACCAAAAGUAAAAGAUUUAAACGAAGGGCAAAAGUUAGGUUGGGGAAAAAUACCAAUAAUGUUUCCAGGACUUAAUAUAAAUAUUAUGCAAGGAAAAACUGUAGUUACACAACGACGUCUUUCGGAAGAAGAACAAGAAUCUAGACAAUUGAAUGUUGCCAAACAUGUAGGUACAUCUAUGUUAUUCAAGAAAUUCAAAACUCCAGCCUUAAAACGUGGUUGGACUGGAGGUCAUUUAGGAGGCAAAAAGAUUGGACCACCUAAACCUAUUGAUGAUGAUAAAUUUGAUGGUUUUGAAACUUGGAUGUUAUACAGUAAAACGGUGAAUGUUAUGACAAGUAUUAUGGGUCGUUCUAAGCGUGUACGUUGUAUGGUUAUAACUGGAAAUGGAAAUGGCUUGGCUGGAUUUGUAAUGAUAACAGGAAAGGAUCUUAGAUCAACUAUAUAUACAGCUAAGAGCAGAGCAGGACAAAGAUUAAUUCAUGUUGAAAGAUAUAAUAAUCAUACUGUACUCCAUGAUUUCUACACACAGUUUGGAAGAACAAAAAUAUUUGUGAAACAAAAACAUAAAGGAUAUGGACUCAAGUGCCAUCGUGCUAUACAAGCAUGUUGUGAAGCUAUUGGUAUAACAGAUUUGUAUGCUAAACUCGAAGGAUCUAGUAAUACUGGUAAUAUAGUAAAGGCUUUCUUUGUUGGCCUAUUACAGCAGAAAACACACGAGGAUAUGGCAAAGGAGAAAAAAUUGCAUUUAGUUGAAAUAAGGAAAGAAAAUAACUAUUUUCCUACAGUACUUGCUUCGCCACCAGUAGUUCGAGAUCGUUCGGAAAUACCACCAAACGAAGAUUUAGAUUUCCAACAGUACGUGAUGAAAGGAAAAGUUCCUUAUUGGAGAAAAAAGCCACCACCAUUCUAUGCAAAACUACCGUCAUGGCAAGUUCAUUUGCGUAAAGAAGAGCGCCACAGAGGUCAAGACGAUGUUGUACUUAGAUUAAGAGCUGAGUACGGUGACCUUUGUAGUUUUCUUGCUGAAAAAUAUCCAGAAGCAAAAGCACCUAAAUGGAGGAAACACGACAAAAAGAACGAAGAGGAUAGUGAACAAUAA